This is a messenger RNA of Pyricularia oryzae 70-15, 3036 nucleotides long. Its product is annotated as importin subunit alpha-1. Gene Ontology annotation, biological process: NLS-bearing protein import into nucleus. Gene Ontology annotation, molecular function: nuclear import signal receptor activity; protein binding. Gene Ontology annotation, cellular component: cytoplasm; nucleoplasm; nucleus. NCBI's taxonomy places the organism in Eukaryota, Fungi, Ascomycota, Sordariomycetes, Magnaporthales, Pyriculariaceae. The record is from RefSeq and is a predicted model, not a curated record. Bases 307 to 1962 code for a protein of 551 amino acids. The transcript has 3 exons.
CCUUUCUCGAAAUCUUCAAUCUCUUCUUCGUUUACUUUCCACCCACCCUACCAAACAAAAAAAAAAGACUUUUAUUCAACACUUCUUUCUCUUUUCACGAGAAAAAAAAGUCACUUGUGCUUCCUCACUGGUUCUACGAUCAACGCAGGAACCUGCCAUUCUAGUUUUCGCAGUAUCUAUUUAGUCACCUCCCAGAUUUUACCCCGCCGUUGCAGGGUCCUGCGAGCGCCCUGUUUAUUUGCGCCCCUCCCUCAGUAGCAUCAACUAGUCCGUCAAAACAAACUUCCAUCCCACAGGACCGCAACCAUGGCCGAGCGCUACAUCCCCGAGCACAGGCGCACUCAAUUCAAGGCGAAGAACACGUUCAAGCCCGAGGAGCUACGCCGCCGCCGAGAGGAGCAACAAGUCGAGAUCAGGAAGGCGAAGCGCGAGGAAAACCUUGCCAAGCGCAGAGGAAUUGGCACAGGCGCCGACCGUCCUGGUGCUUCGCUCGGUGCUGCUCCUGACAGCGACGAUGAUACCGCUCCGACAGAGUCUCAGCUUAACGAGGACCUCCCUCAGAUGGUACAAGGUGUCUUUUCCGAAUCAAUUGAUGCUCAGAUUCAGGCAACAACCAAGUUCAGGAAACUCUUGUCCAAGGAGCGAAACCCUCCGAUAGAAGAAGUUAUCAAGACUGGUGUUGUCAGCCGUUUCGUCGAGUUCCUGCGUUCGCCACACACCCUUGUGCAGUUCGAGGCUGCUUGGGCCUUGACCAACAUUGCCAGCGGCUCAGCAACACAGACACAAGUUGUUAUCGAAGCCGGUGCAGUCCCUAUCUUUGUCGAGCUCCUCGGCAGCCCUGAGCCUGAUGUGCGCGAACAGGCUGUCUGGGCUCUGGGUAACAUUGCCGGCGACAGCCCGCAAUGCCGUGACUACGUUCUUAGCUGUGGCGCACUGAAGCCCCUGCUGAACUUGCUUGGCGACAGCCGCAAGCUGAGCAUGCUUCGCAAUGCCACCUGGACUUUGAGCAACUUCUGCCGUGGAAAGACUCCUCAGCCUGAUUGGACAACGAUCGCACCGGCCCUCCCUGUUCUCGCCAAGCUUGUUUACUCUCUCGAUGACGAGGUUUUGAUCGAUGCAUGCUGGGCUAUUUCGUACCUUUCGGAUGGCUCCAACGAUAAGAUCCAGGCUGUUAUCGAGGCCGGUAUUCCCCGAAGGCUUGUCGAGCUGCUUAUGCACGCGUCCACCUCGGUCCAGACUCCGGCCCUGCGCUCCGUCGGUAACAUUGUCACCGGCGAUGAUGUGCAGACGCAAGUCAUCAUCAACUGCGGUGCUCUGCCAUGCUUGCUCUCCUUGCUUGGAUCCAACAAGGAUGGCAUCCGAAAGGAGGCGUGCUGGACCAUCUCUAACAUCACCGCUGGUAACUCGGCGCAGAUACAGUCUGUUGUUGAUGCCAACAUCAUCCCCCCGCUGAUCCACCUCCUGUCGAACGGCGACUUGAAGACGAGAAAGGAGGCGUGCUGGGCUAUCAGCAACGCUACUUCUGGUGGCCUGCAGAAGCCUGAUCAGAUCAGGUACCUGGUUGCUCAGGGCUGCAUCAAGCCUUUGUGCGACCUUUUGUCUUGCCCCGACAACAAGAUAAUCCAGGUUGCUCUUGACGGCCUUGAGAACAUCCUCAAGGUCGGCGACCUUGACAAGCAGGCCGCCGGCGAGGGUCAGGACUCUAUCAACCGUUACGCCUUGUUUAUCGAGGAGUGCGGAGGCAUGGAGAAGAUCCACGAGUGCCAAACCAACGCAAACGAGGAGAUUUACAUGAAGGCUUUCAACAUUAUCGAGAAGUACUUCUCUGAUGACGACGAGAACGCUGACGACGCGGCACCGGCUCAAGGUCCCAACGGCACCUUUGGUUUUGGCAACCCAAGCGGCGGCCAGCAGCAGAACCAGUUCAGCUUUGCCAACGGUGGCGAGUCGAUGGACAUGUAAGAUGUCCACGGCAUGUUCGAAUAAAGGGAGUGCUGAACCUCAGCCCAAAUUUUCGACCCCUUGCCAGCGCUUGAAAGCACGGGGCAAGAAAACCGCCCAAUGUGUAUUUCGGCCACUUGGCUACCAACAACCCCCAAAAAAGCCCUCCUGCGAUGAGAAGGCAGCAACGCCACUCUCAUUAUCAGUCACACCAAUUCCCCCACAACAUCGCACAACCCGGCAUACGUCGUCUGUUGGCUUUGGAUUCCCCCACACCCAUACCACUACACCUACCCCCUGGCGUUUUAUUAGGAUUUUUUAAUGUUGACGUGGAGCAUGCUCGACGUUUUUGGCAUGAGCCUUGAGGGUCCUAUGGUAGCUUGAAAGCUCCAGCCCGUUUACCUACUAUGCGAAAAAAGACGCUACACGUGAUAUUAAUGCAGGACAGAAAGAAGGGUCUGAAUGGUUGCUUUAAAGCUCCAACCCUUGAGAAGAGAGGUUUAAAUGUCGGGCCCAGUAAGAUCUACCUCGGUAGGAUGAUCUGCGUGGUAGGCGGACCUCUAUCGCUCUUGUGAUCUGAUGACGAAACGACGCACGAGGGGAAGAUCGGGUCACGAAAUGUGAUCAACGACGGUGAAUAUCGUGCAUUGAGUCGGAAGAACGGGCGGUGGGCGAGUCUCGACUGGCGGAAGCGGUCGGACGAGGAGAACUGGAAGGCGGCGUAAGGCCCAGAUGUAUGGGCACGCCAAUCAGAUCAUUGCUAGUGCAUGACUGACAGCCUUGGCUCGGCAGUGGAUGAAAGAGCACACGAUCGGUGUGGCGUAAUCCUCGGCAGAAAAAGUCACAGCCAAGUGGCUUGUGGCAAGAUUGAACUAUAGCACGACAUAUCUAGUUUUCAAUCUCUAAUGGGGACCGCGACACUAAUCAAGAUGAUUUUGUACAAGCUUCGCUGCCAUGUGACAUCUUUACCGCGUGAUAUUAGGAUUGCCAUGGUGGUUUCUCUGAGCAAGAGUGUAUUUUGUCGCACCAAAUUCGACUUAAUCGAGUACCUAGGUAAGGUAGAUAGGUGCUUAUGAAACUUUUGUCUAUUCCGUG